ACGUCAACAGAUUUUCUAACCUAACUUUAUUAAAAGUCGACAACUCUUUAAAAUAAUUAAAAUAAAAUAUCUAAAAAUGAUGAAACAAAGGCAAAUUAAGAAAUCCUACAAACGUUACGAAAAGGGCAGUGAUAGUAGUGGUGAGGAAACCGAACUUUUUGUUAAAAAUAAAUCACCCAGAAAAGAAAUACCCACCGUAGAGAAGAACAUUGAGGCAACUGAUACUUUACAGUCCCUAGCAAUACAAUAUCAUUGUACAAUCGAAGAGUUGAAAAGAUUAAACCAAAUACACAAAGAAAACGAGAUAUUCGCUCGAAGAACAAUUAAAGUACCUCACAGACCCUUUUCAGAAGCCCUGGCUGCUGUGCAUUCUAGUGGUACAAUGUCUCCUUCAGAAUUAAACGAACCCCAUACAAGUAAAUUGAUAGAUAUAGACAGUUUGGAAACAAAAUUAAAAUCGGCUCAACAAAAGGAUACUGAAGUGAAUGAAAUUAUCUUUAACAGUAGUAUAACUCAAAAACAAAGUGAUACAGUUGAUGAAAGUGUGUUAGAUUCUGAGGAAGAUGUUUAUUUAUUGCCUCAAAGUGAACAAGAAACUCAAGAAACAGACUCAAUCAUUAAUAGAUUAAGUUGUAAUGGAUCUGACGGAGAUAUAUCCCUUCCUGCCCUAAUAGUUUGUAUUUUUAUAGUUAUAUUUGCAGUUCCUUUAAUAUAUGUUUUGUAUAUUGCCGAGAAUACUGACACAAAUCAAAAUCAUACUGACCUAAAUGGCAAAUGAUAUUUUCGGAUUAUUUAGUGAGAAGUUUUAAACAUUUCCGUAAAAUUUUAAGAAUUUUUUAUUGCAGCUUUGUUUAGAAUAUUUAUUUUAUUUAAUUUUAAAUCUUGUGAGACGAGUGUGAUAUACAUAUAUUUUUAAAAAAUAAGGUUGACUAAUAUUUAUUUUAAGGAUCAAUUGUCUUUAAAGAUAUUGUUGUAAAGUAUGAGAUUAAUAUAUUAUAUACAGGGUGGCCCAGUGUUAUGAAAAAACUGU
Molecule: messenger RNA, 1030 nt
Organism: Sitophilus oryzae (rice weevil)
Lineage: Eukaryota; Metazoa; Arthropoda; Insecta; Coleoptera; Curculionidae
Product: lysM and putative peptidoglycan-binding domain-containing protein 3
Exons: 3
Coding region: 77-778 (233 amino acids)
Source: RefSeq, a predicted model, not a curated record